AUUUUGGUAUCUGAAUACCCAGUGAAAUUUCGAAAGUUUUUAAAAUCGCUUGUAGUGUUUGAUUAGAUAGUCAUCUAGAUACUUAUCUACUCUAUAACUUGAUUUUGUGUUUGGGUGCCCAAGAAACAGACAAGAUGCCGUCCCAUCUUGUACUGAGUGACCAGAUGAGCGAUGUGAUCCUGAAGGUUUCUCAUUCUGGAUACAGUUGGAGAUUUCCGGCCCAUUCUACUCUUCUCUGCGCAAAAUCUCCAGUGUUCCAAGAACUAAUUGAACUGCAGAAAUAUGAAGACCUUCCUAUCAUUAAUAUAAUGGGUGUGCAACCAGAUACCAUGCUGCAGCUGCUGAAAUACAUUUACUCUCACGAAUAUCCUACUGAAGUAACCGCUGAUCUUCUGAGGGCUGCAGAAAGAUUUCGUCUGACUGACUUUAGAGAGCACUUAGAAGAAUAUGCUAUUCAGAAUCUCACUAUCGAAGGAGCCUGCCACCUGUUGGAAAGCCUCGAAAUGCAUGAACCCUUGUUGGAAGACUGUGUUGUAAAAGCCUCCUGCAUGUCUAUCAUCGAGAGCCAUGCUUAUGUUGUAUUUUCCUCAGACUUAAUAUUCACUUUUGGUAAAAAUACACUUCUCAAAUUGUUGGAGUCUUGUAGGCUUAAUGUCCCGGAUGAAGCUGUGGUGUUCUGGGGUAUCUGGCGGUGGGGGAGGAGAUACUGCUGUCAAAGCAACAGACCUCUGACAGACGAAGCUCUUGUUGAAGUUCUGACAGAUAUGCUAAUUAAAAUCAGACAAUCAUCAGUUUUAAACCGAGAAAGGAUUCCUGAUAUUGCUUGGAAGAGAUUCUGCGCAUGCUUGCCCAAAAGGUGCCGCUAUGUGGCCCCAGAAGACUCCCUGGACCUCUGCACCACGUGGGAGCCAUGUGGAUCUUGGGAGAGUCUGAUUGAAAACCAGGAAGGUGAAACUAGAUCUCUCUGUCUGCAAAUGUCAUUCGAUAAAAGCGUGAUGCUUGUGGGAAUAACAUUCGAAAUAUGCGUUCCUGACUUAGAGAAGGCGUAUUUCCUGGUGUUUCGCGAACUGGACCGAAAGGAGCUGUUCAGGCAAGAGAUAAAUUGUUUCCAGUGUUCUUUCCGGAAAUUAAGCCGGACGAGUGACUCCGAGCCCUGGCUUAAGGCUGAUGUCUUGCUCUCGGAACCCCUGAUCCUCUCUGGAGUGGAGAUCUACACCGUUUAUCUUCAGACUCGCGGGAAACCCUGCACCCUGCCUAGAGCCCUGCCACAGCAGCAGAGGCAGAGAAUAGGAAGUGUGUACGGUACGGUCCACGGGCAGGCUGUGGUUGCCGUACAGAGGUUACACCUUAUAUCUGAUGUGAAAGCUACAUGGGGACAUUAAAUUAAUUGGGAAAAUGAUAUAUAAAGCUGUUAGAUGUAUUAUUUUAAUGUUCCUCUUUGAAAAUGAAUUUCUUUUAUUUAUUUAUUUUGCUCUAUUUAGUUUUUUUUACUACUAGCGUGUGUGUUUUGGAUUAACUAGCAAAAUUAAUAAUUAUCCUUAUUUUGAAGCAAAUAUACGAUAGUGAAUUUAUUUGAUUAAAAUUUUAUUAAAGUGAUAUCAAAUUAACUUGAAUAUUCAGUAAUUAUCCUUACUUAGAAGCAGAUAUAUGCUAAUGAAUUUAUUUGAUUACAAUUUUUUUAAAGUGAUGUCCAAAUAAUUAACACAAUCAUAAAUAACUGGCAUAAGCAAUAAAUAUUCUUUUUUCGAAACAAAUAGGUGAUAAUAAUUUUAUUCGAUUUCAAUAUUUUUUAAAGUGGCGUCGAAAUAAAAUUCCUUAUCACUUGACCAACCAAGCCAUACAUUAAGGAAAGGUCAAGCAUUUAUUUUAUCUCUCAAGAAAGCCACUAUAAAUAAAUAAAUAUUGUUGAGUCUAUUAAAAAAAUGAAUUAAUUUUUAGAAUAAACAUAAAUGUCAAGUAUUCACAAUAAGCAAUUUUUUAAAGAAAAAAAAACACUGCUAUAGAAAUGAUAUCUAAUAUCGAAAUGUACCAAUAAACAGCGUUUUUUGUUGGAUUCUUAAAAAUUUUGGCAAGGUAUAUUUCUAAUUACUGAAACAAUAUCAUUGCUCCAUUGUGAGCAGUUUUACACUAUUUUCUAGAUUUAUUGGACAUUUUAAAAAACAAUUAAAACGAAUUUUAUUUGAUUUUCUGUUAUUAGACAGGGUCCAGAAAGUUUUUGUUUUGAUAACUGAAAUUAAAAUAUAUCCUUUGAAAAAAUAGCUUCUAUAAAAUAAAAAAAAGGAAUUUUUAUAUCAAUUUUCAAAAUAAUUUAAUAUUAAUAUUUUUCAAAAAAAUAAUUGAAAUGUAUGGACAAUGAAAUAUAUUUUAUAUUUCUAUAAAUAUAUCUCACUAGUCUUGAUUAAUUUGUGUUGGUUUCGUUUUUUUGCUUUAUAUUUUGUACUGUAAUAUAUUCAACAAGUUCUAAGUUUAAGCAUUAAUAUUUCAUUAUUAUUUAUUUAAACUCAUGCUGUGUA
Molecule: messenger RNA, 2513 nt
Organism: Argiope bruennichi
Lineage: Eukaryota; Metazoa; Arthropoda; Arachnida; Araneae; Araneidae
Exons: 5
Coding region: 135-1382 (415 amino acids)
Molecular function (GO): protein binding
Source: RefSeq, a predicted model, not a curated record